This is a messenger RNA of Rotaria sp. Silwood1, 441 nucleotides long. The record is from the annotation of a GenBank genome assembly. Lineage: Eukaryota; Metazoa; Rotifera; Eurotatoria; Philodinida; Philodinidae.
AUGACAUCGGCAACGGCCAUUAGUACAAUUGUCAUUGAACCAGAAGAAACAAGAAGCCCUACUGAAUUAAAUGAGAAGGAGAAAUUUAAUAAACGUUUUAAACCAAGUAAUCAAAAACGAAAUAAUCAAUCUGACGAUCAGAAACGACAUCAACCAUCAUCAGCCAAUGUACAAUCAUUACGAGCUAAUGAUAUAAAAGAACAUCGAUUAUGGGCACUUGGUUCUUCAAUUGUUUGUUUUUUUCUUAUUGCACCUUUUAUUUGUCUUUAUCAUAGUCGUCGCAUACGAGACAUGAAAAAGAGUGGAGAAUUAACUCGAGCUCAAUCAUUAUCGUGUCGCGUUAACAAUAUGCUCAUGAUAUCAAAUAUCAUAGGUAUUGUAAUAUGGGUUGCUAUACUUUUCGUCAUUGCUGUACUUUUUAUAAUGGGUGCUAUUCGUUAG